AUGGCGGUAUCAACAAAAGCGAUCGAGGUUUCCGAGCUUUUCAGCGUCAAAGGCCUCAUUGCAGUCAUUUCUGGCGGCGGUUCUGGUAUUGGUCGCAUGAUUACUCGCGCACUGGCAGUCAAUGGUGCUGAAAAGGUCUACAUCCUGGGCCGUCGUCUGGCUGUUCUGGAAGAAGCUGCGCAACCUUUUUCUGGGGUCGUUAUCCCAGUCGAAUGCGAUGUGACAUCCAAGGAAUCCCUCCAGACCGUCACUGACAGGAUCACAAAGGAGGCCGGAUACAUCAAUGUUCUCUGGUGCAACUCAGGAACCUCUGGCCCCGAGAGUCCGGAGUUGAAUAGCUCGUCCACCAUCGACGAAUUCAUCGAGUACAACUGGAGGCACUCAUUCGAGGACUACGCCGAAACAUUUCGAGUCAACACUGCCGGCUUCUGGUACACAUCUAUUGCGUUUCUUAAACUCCUUAGCCUGGGCAACGAAAAAAUCCCUGGUCUGCACAGCCAGAUCAUCUCGACUUGCAGUACCCUUGGUUUCGGGCGGUUCGCCGCAACAGGGCGAUUCGCCUAUGGUCAAAGCAAGGCGUCCCAGAUGCACAUGAUGAAGCAGCUGUCCACACAUCUGGUGCCUUACAAUAUUCGAGUCAAUAUGGUUGCUCCAGGCCUCUUCCCCACCGACAUGACUUCAUCGAUGACUUCCACCGGCUACGACGUUUCAAAGCUGAUCCCGGAGGGAAGAGCUGGCUUAGAAACAGACAUCGCCGGCGUGGUUCUUUUCCUAACAAGCAAGGCUGGCGCUUACAUGAAUGGCAAUGUCGUGGUCUGUGAUGGUGGACGCUUGUCUGUUGUCCCUUCCACAUACUAG
Molecule: messenger RNA, 858 nt
Organism: Talaromyces rugulosus
Lineage: Eukaryota; Fungi; Ascomycota; Eurotiomycetes; Eurotiales; Trichocomaceae
Exons: 3
Coding region: 1-858 (285 amino acids)
Source: RefSeq, a predicted model, not a curated record